This is a messenger RNA of Xyrichtys novacula (pearly razorfish), 1567 nucleotides long. NCBI's taxonomy places the organism in Eukaryota, Metazoa, Chordata, Actinopteri, Labriformes, Labridae. The record is from the annotation of a GenBank genome assembly.
AUGCAGACCGGACCCCUGAACUGCAGGCUACAUACGGGGGUUCCGGUCCUCCAACGGUUUUUCGCCGGCGACGACACCAGGGAGGACUUCAGGCUGAGCAGAGAGUCCCUGGCAGUGCUGCUGGACCUCCUCCAUCAGGACCGGAGGCAUGGAUGGGGCGCCACAAUAGAGACUUUGGUUCUCCUCUUUUUGCUGGCCAGUGGGACAUCAUAUCGGGUGGUCUCAAGGGUGUUUGUGAUGCCCCGCUCCACUGUCCACCGCAUCGUCCACCGAGUUACGGAGGAGGUAGUGGCCAUUCGCCACAGAGUCAUCUACCUCCCGAGGUCCGCUGACGACCUGGCGGCCGUAACUCGGGGGUUUGCAGGGCUGGCUAGGCACCGCGCUUUUCUCAAAGCUGCCGGUGCAAUCGACGGCUGCCAUGUCAGAAUUAUGCCACCAAGCGGUCCUGAUGGUCACUGCUACAUCAACAGAAAACUGUUUGCAUCAAUCAUCAUGCAAGCAGUCUGUGACCAUCAGGGCCGCUUUAUUGACACCUACGUGGGCUGGCCGGGGUCUGUGCAUGACGCAAGGAUACUCCGGCACAGCCCACUGUACAGGCAGAACAUCUACCCUCCUCCAGGGCCUUUCAUUCUGGCAGACAGCGGGUACCCGUGCCUCCAGCACCCACUCCCCCUCAUCACUCCCUACAGGCUGCAGGUGCGAGGUGUGGCGGCCCAGCGCUUUAACGGGCAUCAUGCCAGGGCACGCUCUAUAAUUGAGCGUGCCUUUGGCAUGAUGAAGACCCGAUUUCGUGCCAUCUUUUUCAAAGCGCUGGAGAUCCGCCACACCUUCGUGCCACAGGUACGUCAUCCCUGCACACAAUAUUUUUGUUAUACUUGAAUAUAUAUUAAUUAAUUAAUUAAAUAAAAACACGAAAACUUAUUAUAUAUUAUUAUACUUAUAUUGUUAUAUUUUUUUUAUUUAUUAAAGGUCUAUAUACUUUAUGUUCAUAUAAAUAUUCCUCUAAAAUUCAGGUCAUCACCGCUUGUGCCGUCCUGCACAAUAUCUGCCUGGGUGCCGGUGACACCUUGGCACCAGAGGAAGAUGUGCAGGACGGCAUGCCGGGGGAUGAGGUGGAGGACAGGCUGGAGGCAGUCAGUGGUGCCCGCUGGCGGGACAGAUUGUCCGCAGAGGUGUCGGCCCUGGAGGAGGUAGACCACGACCACGUCUACCUGUAAUCGGCAAGUACAAUUCAUCUAAAGUUUCUCCUCUGUGUGCCACAGAAUGUUUGUUGGUUACUGAUCAGAUUUUUAGACCUCAGAAGAUGCGACUUAAAAAUUGUUGGACUCUGUUAGCCUACUAUUGUUUCUCUCUUUAAAACAGGCAUGGCAGCCGUCGAACCAGCCCUGCAAAUCCGGACGAUGUGGAGGACAGUGGAGACAUGCAUCCAAAACACCCAGACCACCCACAUGAUGUCCCACUGCCAGCAGACACCAGAGUCUCUAUUGUGGUGUCCCAUCCAGCCCAGCAGCACUGCCAGAGACUCCUGCUCAGCCUGGAGGAGGCACCAUGGGAGGGCAGGCAAUAG